AUAUAAGCUGUCCCUUCAGUAGCAUGAACAGUACAUGUCAUAUUGAGUGAUACCUCACAAACGUCAAUAUGGUUCAGUGGACAGACUUCGAGCGCCAAACAAUCCAGAGCAUCUUCGGGAAGAUGGACUACGAUGACGUGGGCCCCGCGGCUCUUUCCAGGUGUCUGAUCGUGUACCCCUGGACCCAGAGGUAUUUUGGUAACUUCGGAAACCUGUCCAACGCCGCUGCCAUCCAGGGAAACCCCAAGGUCGCCGCUCACGGAAAGACUGUCCUGCAAGGACUGGUCCGGGCUGUCAAGAACAUGGAUGACAUCAAGGCCACCUUCACAGAGCUUAGCGUGCUGCACUCCGAGAAAUUGCGCGUGGAUCCCGACAAUUUCCGGCUGCUGGCUGACUGCUUGACUAUUGUCGUUGCUGCAAGAAUGGGUGCUGACUUCACCGCCGACGUCCAGGGGGCUUUCCAGAAGUUCCUUGCCAUCGUGGUGUGCUCCCUGUGCAGACAGUACCACUAGAGCGUUCGUUGCCUGCGUCAAAAUAAACAGAGCAACAUCCGGCGCCCUUCAUUGCAUGUAUCAAAACAGAUGUAUCAAUUCUGAAGGAAAAAUAAAGUGCUAAAUCGAAAA
This is a messenger RNA of Salmo salar (Atlantic salmon), 623 nucleotides long. RefSeq names its product hemoglobin subunit beta. Gene Ontology annotation, cellular component: blood microparticle; hemoglobin complex; haptoglobin-hemoglobin complex. Gene Ontology annotation, biological process: oxygen transport; hydrogen peroxide catabolic process. Lineage: Eukaryota; Metazoa; Chordata; Actinopteri; Salmoniformes; Salmonidae. Gene Ontology annotation, molecular function: peroxidase activity; heme binding; organic acid binding. The record is from RefSeq and is a predicted model, not a curated record.